AUGACGUUCUGCCUAGCAGCCCUUGUCCUCCAGCUCCUGUCCCCCUAUGCUGCUGCUGAGCAUGAGACCUGCUUGAAUGGAGGGACACUGAGUGAAGAGGGCUGUAAAUGCCCCCCUGGCUUCGGAGGACAUCAGUGCCAGAACAGGGUUCCGAUCUGCUGGAACAACGGCACCUGGGAUGGGCUCAAGUGUGUGUGCACCAGCCCCUACUAUGGGACGAGUUGUGAGGAGGUGGUCUCAAGCCUUGACAUAGAUUCUCCGCCAGAGACCGUCUCUGCCCAGGUGGAACUGACCGUGACAGUGACCAAUAUAGGGUUCUCUGAAGAGCUAAAAGACUGGUCUUCUCAGGAAUUCCAGGAUUUCAAUGAUACAUUCACAAAACAGAUGGAAAUUGUUUAUUCCGGAAUCCCUGAAUAUGAAGGGGUCAACAUCACAAAGCUGAGUCCUGGCAGUGUGAAGGUGGAGCAUGAUGUCAUCCUGAAGGCCAACUUCACCCCAGAUUACAAGGACGUUUUGGAUAAGGCCAUCCAGGACGUGGAGUCAAAAAUCAAGACUACAACUCAAGAACAAAUAAGCACAAAUAAUACCUGCGAAACCUUACUGUGUUUCAACGAGACUGCCACCAGGGUGCAAAACAUUUCAGUUACCCAGUACGACCCUGAAGAGGAGUGCCGGGAGAAGGCCGGGCAAGACUUCGCUGAGUACUUCUAUGUGGAGUACGACGACAACGGGAAACCAAACUGCAUCAGCCGUUGCGAGCCGAACUUCAACAGGUCCCUCAACUGCAACCACGGGACGUGCCAGCUGGACCGCAGCGGCCCUCGGUGCUACUGCCUGAUCACAGACACUGAAUGGUACAGCGGGGAGACGUGUGAAUUCAGCACCAAGAAGAGCCUGGUGUACGGGCUCCUCGGGGCGGCAGGCGCAGUGGUGCUGAUCAUCCUCGCCAUCCUCCUGAUGUUCAUCUUCCGCUCCAGAAGGCAGGUGGAAAGGCAAAAGUCCAAAGUGGCUCAGUUGUACAAGUGGCAUGAAGAGGAUGGUGGGCCAGCCCCUGGGACCUUCCAGAACAUUGGCUUUGACAUCUGUGAAGAACAAGAGAACUAUAUCCGCCUUGACUCCAUCUAUAGUAACUUCCAGCCCACCCUGGGCCACAUAGACUCUGAAACAAAGAUCAGAAUUAAGAGGCCUCAGGUGAUCAUGACAUCGAUUUAA
Messenger RNA from Equus quagga, 1212 nucleotides. RefSeq names its product mucin 17, cell surface associated (gene MUC17). The coding region runs from base 1 to 1212 and encodes 403 amino acids. The record is from RefSeq and is a predicted model, not a curated record. NCBI's taxonomy places the organism in Eukaryota, Metazoa, Chordata, Mammalia, Perissodactyla, Equidae. The transcript has 11 exons.